AUGACGUCCUCGGAUGAGAGGACAAGGCAGCUAAAUGGCACCUGUGCCGGCUCGGUGGACAUGGAACUCUUCCUCCAUUACUCCCUCAUCCCGUCACUUUGCAUCAUUUUGGUCUUGUCCUUUCUCCAAAGAUGGGAGCACUGUAGACAGAGAGACGACACUUCUCUCCUCCUGGAGAACCGCCUUGGAAUUGUCAUACCUCUGGACUUCCUGGGCACUUUUAGUAACCGAUGGUCCUAUGGAAUCGCCUUCGGGGCCACAGCCAAUAAGGUCAUGUUCUUGUUCUCAGAAGGCUACCAGCCCCUGCAGGUCCCGCAGUGGGCCCAAGCCUUUGUGCUUCUGGUUGGAGGCAUUGAAGUCGGCCUGUCUCACUUCCCCUUCUUUGCCUGCCUCUCAUCGGAGUUCCAGCUCAUCAGCUCCAUCCUGGGCUUCAGCUACUCUCUGAUCUGGUUUGCCGUCACCAUUCUUCACAUCACACAGUGUCCCCAUGGGCCGUUUUUGGGGAGAUACGAGACCGUCAUGUUCUACUGGCCCUCACUGCUGUGCCUGUCCUUCCUGCUGGGCCGAUUCCUACACAUGUUUGUCAAGUCUCUGAGGGUGCACCUGGGCUGGGAGCUCCAGAUGGAAGAAAAGCCUUUCCUGGAAGUGCACCAGGCAGAGCAUGUCAAACAGCUCCUGAGGAAGCCCCCGCUGCAAGAGAAAAAAAAGUCUUGGUUCCAAACCAGGAUAUACGAGUGGGACCCUUGCUUUCAGUUCCCAAGCAGAAUGAUCGGAACCACUACAUUGGCUUUCAUCUGCCUGUACCUUUUCAUUGACAUUGAGUUCUGCGUGUUCAUGUAUGUGAGAGAAGAGCUGGAUGUGUUCAAAGGCGAGUUGGAGAGCUACAUUGCCUCCGUGAACAAGACCGGGCCCCUGACCCCAGUCAUCCUGCGGGUGAAAGAGCUGAUAAAUGUCUCCAAAGGAGUCUGGGUGGCUACCAUCUUGCCUGCCUCCCUCACGUGUGUGAGUUAUCUAUUCCACGUGUUGGCUUGUUACAGAAAGCACAUCAAGAGGUUGUGGGCAGGAAAUAGACACUUCCUCCCUCUGAAGUUCCAGAACCCUUCCUCGUCAGGGAGUGUGGUGGCCAUUGCGAGGUACUCUGGCUGGCAAAUAGCCUACAUUUUGUGGGGCUACCUCAUCAUCCAUGUGGUGCAGAGCCUAUUUGGCAUGGCGAUCAUGUACAGUCUGGUGUUGCCCGUCAUCCACAACCAGAGCCUGGGGGUGCUCCAAGGACUGGGCAUCGGGAUGGCUGGAGAAGAGUGGACAAGGCCUCCUCAGGAUGGUCUCACCCUGUGUUUCAGCCUCACCAUAUCCAUCGUCCUGGGUCUCAUGAUCCUGCAGGUAUGGAUUGCCGCUAGCUUCUUCCUCCAACCAAAGAUGGGCCCAGCUGACCAGCAGAAGCCCUUGGCACUCAACAACAGGAAAGCCUUCCACAACUUCAGCUACUUCCUGUUCUUCUACAAUGUGCUGCUGGGCCUGGGCGCCUGCCUCUCCAGGCUGCUCAUCAGCUGCACCCUGGGCACGUGGCUGGUUGCCCGCAUUGACAGGACCAUCAUGCAGAAUGGCUACGAGGGAGCAGACAUGGGGUUCCGUGCAUGGGUUGGCAUGCUCUUUGUGGACCAUUAUCACACCAACCCCGUGCUCGUCAGCUUUUGUCACAUCCUGAUGAUAGGCCACAGGGAGAGGAAGCUACCGCAGGCCAUCAAGCACGGGUACCUAAAUCAGUCAGCAGGUCCCCGCACCUCAGCUAGGUCCAGGACCAGGUGGCUUCUGCUUCAGACCCUGAUCAACAACCCCAGCCUAGUCACACUCAGAAAACCAAAAGCAGAUCAUGGCUCCCAGGAGUUUACCCAGAUUCUGCUGACGUGCUCGGAGAGCUGA
This is a messenger RNA of Molossus molossus (Pallas's mastiff bat), 1920 nucleotides long. Its product is annotated as stimulated by retinoic acid gene 6 protein-like. Gene Ontology annotation, molecular function: retinol transmembrane transporter activity; signaling receptor activity. Gene Ontology annotation, biological process: vitamin A import into cell. The record is from RefSeq and is a predicted model, not a curated record. The transcript has 18 exons. Gene Ontology annotation, cellular component: plasma membrane. Bases 1 to 1920 code for a protein of 639 amino acids. Lineage: Eukaryota; Metazoa; Chordata; Mammalia; Chiroptera; Molossidae.